This is a messenger RNA of Hippoglossus stenolepis (Pacific halibut), 4716 nucleotides long. RefSeq names its product CDP-diacylglycerol synthase (phosphatidate cytidylyltransferase) 1 (gene cds1). Gene Ontology annotation, molecular function: phosphatidate cytidylyltransferase activity. The record is from RefSeq and is a predicted model, not a curated record. NCBI's taxonomy places the organism in Eukaryota, Metazoa, Chordata, Actinopteri, Pleuronectiformes, Pleuronectidae. The transcript has 13 exons. The coding region runs from base 287 to 1660 and encodes 457 amino acids. Gene Ontology annotation, cellular component: endoplasmic reticulum membrane.
GUCGUCAGUGUCGGUUGGCGGAAGCUGACGGCGGAGGGAGGACCGGAGACUGCGGAGAUAAACAAACACACGCAGCGGACUCUCCACUCACCUGCUGCGGACUCUCCACUCACCUGCUGCCGCUGCCGCAGCUCCGCGUCCGACCCGGGUCCAAGCAGCCAGGAACGGAGAGAAUAGCCCGGGAUACCCUCCUCUUCCUUCCUCCCCUUCUCUUCACCCCCCCACCCCCCACCCCGGGAGGCGGCGGCUUGUGCGACUCGCGUCCCGGCGGAGAACCGAGCGAGACAUGACGGAGCUGAGGAAGCGAGGCGGCGGCGGAGCAGACACCGACAGCACCGACAACAUCAGCGACAAGGAGGCCGACGGUGAUGACAGGCUGGGUCUGCACGGUGACGCAGAGGGAGAAUGUGACGCCGACUCCAAAGCAGACACUCCAGAUGUUCCUCUCUCCACAGCAGACACAGACAACACUCCACAAUGCCUGAACAAAGCUCUGGAGGGCCUGCCGCCCAGAUGGAAGAACUACUGGAUACGAGGGGUUCUGUCGUUAGCCAUGAUUUCAGGCUUCUUCCUCAUCAUCUACAUGGGACCUGUCACUCUUUUAUUAGUGGUCAUGACCGUCCAGAUCAAGUGUUUUCAAGAAAUCAUCGACAUCGGAUACAGAGUUUACCGUUCCUACGAGCUGCCUUGGUUCAGGACUCUGAGCUGGUACUUCCUGAUCUGCGUCAACUACUUCUUCUACGGGGAAACGGUGGCGGACUACUUCGGGGCCCUGGUGCAGAGGGAGGAGCCGCUGCAGUUCCUGGCUCGCUAUCACCGCUUCAUCUCCUUUGCUCUGUACCUCGCAGGUUUCUGCAUGUUUGUGCUGAGUUUAGUGAAGAAACAUUACCGCCUGCAGUUUUAUAUGUUUGCUUGGACCCAUGUGACCCUGUUGAUUGUGGUAACUCAGUCCCACCUUGUCAUUCAGAACCUGUUUGAAGGAAUGAUCUGGUUCAUCGUUCCGAUCUCCAUCGUGAUCUGUAACGACAUUGGGGCGUAUCUGUUUGGAUUCUUCUUCGGGAGGACGCCGCUCAUCAAGCUCUCGCCCAAGAAGACCUGGGAGGGCUUCAUCGGCGGUUUCUUCUCCACUGUGGUUUUUGGCUUCAUCCUGGCGUACCUCCUGGCUCGGUUCCAGUACUUCGUGUGUCCUGUGGGAUUCAACAGUGAGACCAACGGCUUCACAGUCGAGUGUGAGCCCUCGGAUAUCUUCGUGAUGCAGGAGUACACACUUCCUGUGGUCGUACAAAACAUUGUGACAUGGAAAACGGUGAACCUCUAUCCGUUCCAGAUCCACAGCAUCUUCCUCUCGUCCUUCGCGUCGCUCAUCGGGCCGUUCGGCGGCUUCUUUGCCAGCGGCUUCAAGCGAGCCUUCAAAAUCAAAGACUUUGCCAGCACCAUCCCCGGACACGGCGGCAUCAUGGAUCGCUUCGACUGCCAGUACCUGAUGGCCACCUUCACGCACGUCUACAUCGCCAGCUUCAUCAGGGGUCCGAACCCCAGCAAGGUGCUGCAGCAGCUGCUGAUGCUUCAGCCCGAGCAGCAGCUCAGCAUCUUCCACACACUGCUCUCCCAGCUGAGGGAGAGGGGCAUGCUCCCCCCCGCUGUCGCCCAGGCUGAGUGAACGACUUCACGGGGGGAUGACGGGGGAGUGUGUGUGUGUGUGUGUGUGAUGGUGUGGAUAGUUUGUGUAGGCAUGUACACACACACACAUAGUCACACACACACUCGCACGUAUGCCUGUAUGGUGUGAUCCCAGGCCCCUCCCUGCUUCCGUCGUCAUCCUGCCGCCUCUUCAUUCGACUACAAACCAGCGCGAAAUCCCACCCGAAGCGACUCUCGUUAAAAAAAAUAACAAAACACAAGUGGCUUUGUUGCUUUCCACUUGGAGCGGCACAUAAACUACAACGGCAAACAGGAAGUCCACAUCCUGAAGACUCACGGACGGAAGAUAAAAUGUCUCAUCACACAACACAGACUUCAAAGCACACAGCUUUCCCGGCGCAGGUGGACGGUGGACGUGCGGUUUCCCUUUGCGGACGGCAAAUAUUGCACUGAACAAAUGGAUUUAAGAAGCUUUUACCAGCAUGAACUGGGCCCAGAGCGUCGGACACGUGGACCUGAGCUGCCGCCGACCGCCCGGCGCCACUCGUCUCUCUGGGGUUCGGGGUGAAGUCAUGAUGCAGCAGGGUCGUUAAAGUUUAAACACUGUUUUUCACGGUGUUUGCUCUAUUUAAGGAUCUUAACCUCAUGUAGCAUGUUCCUGAGUCCCCUGUCAGGCUUCUGCUUGGAUAAGCCAUGUUUCUUGUUUUUCCUCCACAGCGUGAACUGUCAGCUUUUAGGUUUCUGUCCGAAUCUAAAUAAGUCGCACAAAAAGUCAACGGUGUUUGACUGUAGGCAUGUUAACGCAGAAACUAGAGCAUCAGCCUCACACUCGUGUAUUGUACAUAAAUACAUUUUGAAGAUAUUUAGCUAAACAAAUACUUAAUAUAUAACUACGUAUGUGACCUGCUGGGGUGAAAAGAUCACUUUUAAACUAAGAGAAAUAAUAAUAAUAAUAGCAUGAACAAAUUAGAUUUUUAAAAGUAGGGACGUAGAGUUGAUCUGAGGUUGCUGCUUAUUUAGAGGGUGUGAACUUUAACUAGAGAAUGUGAAAAAUAAUCUAAAGGAAUAGUUCUAACAUUUGUAACACAUCUGUUUUUCUUUUUGAGAAUAAGAUGAGAUGAUUGAUUUCAGAGGGGGCUGCUGUCCCUCCUCUUCCUCUUCCUCCUCUUCUUCCUCCUCCUCCUCCUCCUCCUUCAGACCAAGAGCCAAGUUGCAAACAGUUCCUCAGAGCCAGCGUCGCAUUAGAUGCUUUAUUUUAUUUGAGCCUCAGUCGGCCAGGACACCUCACAUGACGUCUCCAGUGUCAAUCACUGUUGAUUUGUGAUCAUCUCAAACUCUCUGAAGGAAACUAAGAUGUGUGCUACUGGAAAUGUUGAACUAUUCCUUUCUAAAAGACUCGUGCUUCCUGCUUUAGUGAUUUAACCGAUGACUUCAGUUGCACUGUAGCAGUGGAGGUGGUGAUGAUGGGUGGAGGUCGACUCUGAACGGUCCCACGUCCUCACUCUUUACUCUUCUUCUCUCCUUAUGCUUUAAAUCCCCGUCGUACGGAUUCAGUUCUGAAUGUAGUUUGCAAUCUGAGAUGUGAUCGAUGAUAACCUAUGUGCUGUAUGACAUGUGCGUGUAUACAGUAUGUGCAGUACUGUAUUUACACAUAUCUGAAGUAUAUGAAGGGCGGUGGUUUUAUUAGCAAUAUUUUCAUCUUAUGCAAGUCUGAGAAUUAUGAUUUGGAGGAUUUCAUUCUACAGGGGAUCUGCCUUGUUUCUGAUUCUCCAGAGCUCUGCAGAGAUGAAUGUGAACCAAAGCCCCGUGUGAUUAACACCGAUUUCCCUCGAGUACUGAAACCGCUCCAGGGUCCAGGCCCGGACGCUCGACUCCGUCCUGUUCCGACGACUUCUCCUCAGUGAGGACGGUCGGGGAGAGAGAGUCUGGAGCUGGAGCUCUGACAGUUUCAUCUGAGGCCCGUGCAAUGCGUUUCAUUUUAUUCUGUCCACUUCCUUCACAUGUGGGACGAACAGGAUGUCUUCAUUUAUUUGUCCAGUUUGUCCUUUUUGAAGGUGAAUGAGGUGUCGGGGGCAUUUUUUAGGGACCAGCUGUGUCGCACUACAACGAAACCUCGUCCUCGGCAAAACACACACUACUGCUUUUCUGUGAGAAACUGUCCAAUGUAACACACUGAACAAGAUGAAGCAAAACACGUGCGUCACAUCUCUAUCGCUGAAAUCUGACCAAAAACAGGAAGCAAAACAAAUCAAACUGAAAACGCUGAAAUUAUUUGGAAGUUUUGAAACUGUUGUCUGGAGUCUGGAGUGUGUCAGCGGACAAGUUAUAAUUGUUAUAUACCGUGUUUGUUUCUUUGUUUCCAAUUUAAUGUUUGAUUAGUUCAUUUAUUUCUUCGUCUGAAAAAUGUCAAAUGUUGAAAAAUGUUCUUUUAAAGUUCCAGGUUGAUGGAAUUCUCCAAACCCAAAGAUAUUUAAAUUGAUGUAAUAAUGUUUAACAGGUAAAAACACAAAUUUUUUAAAACUGAUUACUAAAAUAGUUGCAGAAGGAAUUAGUCAAUCAGCUUAUUAAUUUAGAAACAAUGACAUUAAGCUAUUGUCAACUUUACCAAGACGAAUACAAGUGAAAUUAACUUUCAACUCGAAGCAUCGAUGAAGUAUUAUAAUUAAGAAUAUUACAUUGACACGCUCGAGACUCCAGUUUCACAGCUGUGGUUGAAAUUAGAUUUAAGUGUCGACUAUUUUAUAUUUUAUUUACGGUGAAUGAAACAACGGUAAAGAAAGAGAAACUAAGUUUUAGAAGCUGAAACGUCAGGUAAUGAUGCACUGCUGAUGUUUGGUCGCUCGUCUUUUUAAUUGAUCCUUUCUGUAUAUUUUGUUUGAUUUGCUUUGAGGAGAAAUGUUUUCUAAUGAAAAUCUAUAGCUUUUUGGAGUGGAUAAUAUUUAAAGGUUAUACUGAGGAAGUAUGCUGUUAAUAUAGGGGCAGUAGAAAUCUGUAUAAACCACGUGUUGAUAUCUUGUUAGGGAUAUUGCAGCUGUUUACUGUAUGAAGGUGAAUAAAGUUGUUUUUUCUUUAAAA